UCCCACUUCCCUGCCCCUGAACCGCCCCCCGAUUCGAGCUCACCUCACUUCCCAUCUCGGCCACGGGCCCCCCGGGAGGCCCUGGAGAUGCCCGAAGGCCUCCGGUCUGCUGUCCCCAGCGGGACCUAGUCCACGCGGCAUCCGGGGGAAGAGGAGGAGGAGGGGGGGCGUGGCCAUGGGGCAGCCGGAGCCGGCCCGGGCCCCGCGGGCAGUCACGGCCUGGCUGACCCUGCUGGUGCUGCUGGUGCCCUCGGAGGCAGUGGUGCGGGCCGUGCUGGAUGGCAACGCCAGCACCGUGGACUUCGCCGACCUGCCGGCCCUGUUCGGGGUGCCCCUGGCCCCUGAGGGCAUGCGGGGCUACCUGAUGGAGGCCAAGCCGGCCAACGCCUGCCACCCCAUCGAGGGCCCGCGGCCGGGCAACGGCUCGCUGGGCGCCAUCGUGCUGAUCCGCCGCUACGACUGUACCUUCGACCUCAAGGUGCUGCACGCCCAGCGGGCGGGCUUCGAGGCGGCCAUCGUGCACAACGUGCGCUCGGACGAGCUGGUGCGCAUGGCCCACGUCUACGAGGACCUGCGGCGUCAGAUCGCCAUCCCCUCGGUGUUCGUGGGCGAGGCCGCCUCGCAGGACCUGCGGGUCAUCGUGCGCUGCGACAAGGGGGCCCACGUCGUCCUGCUCCCUGACUACCCGCAGUGCCCGGACCUGGACUGCCACCCAGUGCUGGCCGUGUCCUGGGUGCUGGGCCGCGCCCUGGCCCUGCUCGUCUCUGUCUUCCUGGUCCUCCGCCCGCUGUGGGGCUGGCUCUGGGCCCGGUGGAGCCGUGGGCCGGAGGUCAAGCCGCGGGCCGGCCAGAAGGCCCAGGUGCGCACCUUCACGCGGCGGAACGACCUGUGUGCCAUCUGCCUGGACGAGUACGAGGAGGGCGACCAGCUCAAGAUCCUGCCCUGCUCCCACACUUACCACUGCAAGUGCAUUGACCCCUGGUUCUCCCAGGCCGCCCGGCGCUCCUGCCCCGUGUGCAAGCAGUCGGUGGCCGGCACGGAAGACGGCUCCGACUCCACCGUGGACAGCCUGGGCGAGGAGGACCCCUCGCUGCCGGGCCACCGACCCCCCAUCUGGGCCAUCCAGGCCCGGCUGCGCUCGCGGAGGCUGGAGCUGCUGGCCCACGCUGGCUCCCAGGGCCACUCCAGUGCCACGUCUGUGGGGGUGGCCGAGGCCACCGCACCCUCCCAGAGGCCUCCAGAACGGCUGUGAGGCACUAUGGCUCCCCCUCCCCAGGGGGUUCUGGCGAUGGAUGGGGGCAGGGAAGAUGGAAAUGCCGAGUGUUUCUAGUCUAGAGAGAAUAAAGUGGGUUUGAAAGCGGAGUCUCGCCCUGACUGCUGUGGGGCCGCGGGCUUCUGGCCACCCAGGGCCACCCAUGUGGCAACUCCCAGCAUCUGCGCGUAAACAAGGAGACCCCCCGGGAGGGGUGGGCAGGAGGGUGUCUCCAGGGACGCUAUGUCGUCUGUCGCACCACUGGUGGCCUUGGGAUGCCCCGCACCUCCUUUCCAAUCCUGGGCAUGUGGGGUCCCAGCUUGGCUUGGUCCUUUUGCAUUUCAACUUUUUUUUUUUUAAUAAAAUUUUUCCU
This is a messenger RNA of Mustela erminea (ermine), 1625 nucleotides long. It is a transcript of the gene ZNRF4, whose product is annotated as zinc and ring finger 4. Lineage: Eukaryota; Metazoa; Chordata; Mammalia; Carnivora; Mustelidae. The record is from RefSeq and is a predicted model, not a curated record. The transcript has a single exon. Gene Ontology annotation, cellular component: nucleoplasm; cytoplasm. Bases 176 to 1252 code for a protein of 358 amino acids.